AGAUGGUUCUGCAUCGACUUGGAAACAUCUUGCAGGAAAUUUGCAAUGGCUACGAAAAGGAAAUCGGGCGAUUUCUCGAACAGGAAUGACCAUCGAAAUUACAAAAAGCCUCGACAGGCAAGGCAACAGGAAGAGGCCAAAUUGCUCUUUUCACCACGACCGGAUUGGCACGCCGCAGAGUUACCAGCGCUCAAAGGACAAAAUGUAACAAGCGCUCCCUCUCAACGGCUUCUCGAGGAUCUCUUCGCACAUGCGACAAAUCUGCUACAGACGGAAAAUGCUACAUACGAUGCCUCUCAGAAAAAUAGCUCCUCGCAGCAUAAAUUCUUUUCCACCAUCAUGGCAUCGGGUACAUUGGAGGAUAAAGUGUCUGCUUUGACCUUGCUUGUCCAGGAGUCGCCACUGCAUGCAACAAAAGCUUUCGAGAGCUUAGUUGGGCUGUCACGGAAGAAGAGCAGAGAGCAGGCGCUCAUGGCCGUAGCAGCUCUGAAAGAUUUGCUGGGUCAAGGUGGAGUAUUACCAGGAGAUCGAAAACUUCGGGCAUUCGCAAAACAACCCGGUCUGAUCAGCGCCUUGCAGGGCAAAGUGGCGCGUUGGUCUGAGGGCGAACCUUUACCUGGUGGGCUUCAAGAAAUUCACCUGCUUGUCUGGGCUUUCGAGGACUGGUUGAAGAAGGCAUACUUUGAGCUUCUGCAGGUUCUCGAGACAUGGUGCAAUGAUGAGGUCUCGUAUGCACGGACAAGAGCCAUUACAUAUGUCUGGGAGUUGCUCAAGGAUAAGCCGGAGCAAGAGGAAAACCUCCUACGACUACUGGUGAACAAACUUGGAGAUCCGGAUCGCAAGAUUGCCUCGAGAGCUUCGCAUCUGUUGUUGCAAUUGGAGACUGAGCAUCCUGCCAUGAAAUUGGUGGUCACUAAUAGUGUCGAAGCGGACUGUCUAUUUCGUCCAGGCCAAAGCCUUCACGCGAAGUAUUAUGCCAUCAUCACCCUGAAUCAGACUGUGCUCGGGAAGAAGGAGGAAGAGCUUGCCAACAGAUUACUCGACAUUUACUUCAGUCUUUUCAUUCAACUUUUGAAACCGAUAGCAUCAGAUGAAGAUGAAGCCAUUGUCGCAAAGCGUAAAGUUGCCGAGAGGGAACAGGGCGGCGGCGGCAAGGCGGGCAAGAUGGCGGCUAAGAAGCGCAAAGCAGAAGAGCGCACGGAAGAGUCGGUCGGUCAGCUACGUGACAAGAUGACUGCGCAAGUAUUGGCUGGCGUGAACCGAGCAUUCCCCUACGCCGACGUGAACGAUCCCAACUUUGAGCAGCAGCUGAACACUAUAUUCCGGGUGACGCACUCUGAGAAUUUUAACACUUGCGUUCAGGCUCUGAUUCUGCUACAACAAAUAUCAUCACGCAAGCACUUCGGCGCCGAACGCUAUUACAGGACCCUAUACGAAUCUCUCCUGGAUCCCCGAUUGAUCACAUCUAGUAAGCAGAUUAUGUAUCUCAAUCUGCUCUACAAGAGUCUCAAGUCGGAUUUGAAUGCGAAGCGUGUCCAGGCUUUUGUCAAACGCCUUUCGCAAACAAUCAAUCUUCAUGAGCCACCUUUUGCGUGCGGAAUCAUUUACCUGAUCAGCGAACUCGAGGGAACUUUCCCGAGCAUCAGGAAUAUGCUCACUGAGCCUGAAAUCGCAGAUGAAGACGAAGAAGAGCAUUUUUAUGAUGUACCAGAAACCGCCGACGGAGCUGUAGACGGAGCCGACGCAUCGCCUGCAGUGAAGAAAUUCUCAACAUCCUACGACGCUAAGAAGCGAGAUCCCGAACAUGCCCACGCUGAUCGAUCAUGUCUCUGGGAUAUCCUACCAUUCCUACAGCACUUCCAUCCAUCGGUAGCGCUGUUCGCCGAGAACCUCUAUCUCCGCAAGAAGAUGCCCCCCAAACCGGACCCUGCACAACACUCACUGAUGCACUUUCUCGAUCGCUUUGUCUACCGUAAUCCACGCACGAAGCAAGGAGUCACGCAUGGUAGCUCCAUCAUGCAGCCCAUGGGUGGCAGCAGUGCCGCGGAUCUAUUGUUCAAGGCCGGAAACGAGAUCAGCGGCGCCAAGGCACAAGCGCCAGUCAACGCGGAGGCAUUCUGGACCAAGAAGGUCGAAGACGUGCCCGUCGACGAGGUAUUCUUCCACAGCUACUUCAACGCCGCGGGCAACAGCAAGAAACGUGCUGCUACGACGGCGAAGGACGCGAAGAAGAGACGAUCGGGUGACGAUGAAGACAGCGAGGACGAAGGCGAGGAGGAGAUAUGGCAAGCCAUCGCAAACUCGAAGCCAGAGGUCGACGGUGACGACGAGGACGAUGAUCUUAGCAUGGGUGAUUUGGAAAGUGCUUUCAGCGAUAGCGAUCUAGGCUCAGAGGGCGGCAUCAACCUCGGCGGAGGAGAUGAUGGCGAUGAAGAUGCCGAGGCAGCAUUGAAUGGCAAGGAUGAGAUGGAUGGCGACUUCCCUGAGUUUGAGAGUGACGACGAAGCCAUGUUCGACGACGAUGACGAUGUACCUGAAGGUCUUGACGACGAGAGCGAGGAAGAGGGCGGCAAGGAGUUGUCGCACAGCCAGAAGAAGCGCAAGGAGAGGAAGAAGCUCAAGAGUCUGCCUACGUUCGCAUCGGCGGAGGACUAUGCCAAGCUGUUGGAUGCAGAUGACGAUGACAACUUCAAGGUGUAAGCGGAUAGAAUUUAAUGUUUCCAUAUCGGAUAGACCAAACUUGAAAUUCAACCACUACAACGUCAAAUCGGGCAAUCAGCCCAGCCUGCCACAUAAUGCAUUCAGUGUUCGCAGAAAACGGGCACUAAUAUGAUUUCACAU
Dissoconium aciculare CBS 342.82 is the source of this 2841-nucleotide messenger RNA. Its product is annotated as CBF-domain-containing protein. The transcript has a single exon. The record is from RefSeq and is a predicted model, not a curated record. Gene Ontology annotation, cellular component: nucleus. NCBI's taxonomy places the organism in Eukaryota, Fungi, Ascomycota, Dothideomycetes, Mycosphaerellales, Dissoconiaceae. Bases 46 to 2700 code for a protein of 884 amino acids.